AUGAAGGGUGGAGAUGAGAUUAGUAGCCAGCUUCCGGGCCAUAUUGACUAUUCAGUUCCCGAUGCCAUGAUGGAUUUUGCCAAGCAACACAACAUAGCCGUCAAUGUGAUUUGGGAUAAUCCGAGGUACCAACCUGGAUGGAUCAAUUCGCUCUCACCGAAUGAUCUUCGAAAGGCCGUCGAAGAAAGGGUAGGAUCAAUUGUGACAAGAUACAAAGGCAGACUUAUAGCCUGGGACGUUUUGGGGCAAAAUGCCUCUGCAGUAAUAUACAACUUGGCUGGCAAGGCUGACGGAACCACUACAUUGUUUCUGAAUGAAUUUUAUGCCAUAGAAAAGAGUGAAGAUGUCCCCGCUUCACCCGCUAAGUACCUUCAAAAGCUGAAAGAAAUCCAAAGUUUUCCUGGUAAUGGCAAUUUGCGCAUGGGUAUUGGACUAGAGUCUCACUUUACUGUUCCAAACCUUCCUUAUAUGAGAGCUUCUCUUGAUACUCUCGCUUCUGCUAAUAUGCCCAUUUGGCUUACGGAAGUAGAUGUUAAAGGCAGCCCAACUAUUCAGGCACAAUACUUGCAGCAGAUUCUAAGGGAGGCGCAUUCUUACCCAAAAAUUACUGGAAUGGUAAUGAGGGCAGCAUGGAGGCCACAAGGGUGUUACCGUAUGUGUUUGACUGACAACAAUUUAAAAAACUUGGCUACUGGGGAUGUUGUGGACAAGCUUUUGCACGAGUGGGGUGGUUCAGUUGUAGGCAUGACAGAUGCUUAUGGCUUCUUUGAAGCUUCGCUUGCCCAUGGAGACUACAAUGUGAAGAUCACUCGCCAUGGGGUGACAAAUAUUUCCUCCUCAACUAGUAACCUUAAGGUGGCUCCAACUGAUGCCAGAAGAACAACUUUGCUUCACCAAGUUGCUGCUUGA
This is a messenger RNA of Dovyalis caffra, 909 nucleotides long. The record is from the annotation of a GenBank genome assembly. Lineage: Eukaryota; Viridiplantae; Streptophyta; Magnoliopsida; Malpighiales; Salicaceae.